AUGAUCUCCUACGUCAUAGGUCUCGUGGCGGUCCUUGUUUUCUUCGCUGACCCCAUCGCCCAGCUCUUCUCUCCAUCCGGGGCCGGCGGCCGAGGCCGGAUCGUCCGUACGCCCCGGCCGCAGAUGAACGAGUCUCUCCUCGCGAUCGAGUAUCCCAACGCCACGGCAUUGUCGUGCCCGCCUGACACGUACUCGGUGCGCAUUUUCUCCAAAGAGCCGCUGGUGUUGUAUAUCGAGGGGUUCCUCAGCCCCGAGGAGAGGGCGCAUUUGCUCGACAUCAGCCAACCCUUGUUUGAGCCGUCAACGAUAACUCAUGACGGCGCCGGUGUCCAGCGCGACACCUCGAUCCGCGAGUCCGAGGUUGCCAUGGUCCCGCGCACCGACACGGUCCGCUGCGUCGAGGCCCGCGUCCGCGCGCUGCAGGGCUGGCGCGAGGAGCUCUGGGUCGAGAGGCUGCGGACCCAGCGCUAUGUCGAGGGCGGGCACUACUCAUAUCACUUUGACUGGAGCGCUAACCGUGGCGGGUGGGGGAGAGUGAGCAGCAUGAUGGCCUGGGUCGACGCGCGCGACGAGGACGGGACGCCUGGGGCGGGCGGAGGCGAGGGCCUGGUCGGCGGUGGGACGGAGUUCCCGUUUCUGAGCGUCCCGGGAGUCAAGGAGAGAUGGUGUCGGUUCGUCGAAUGUGGGGGUGUGAGAGAAGGGAAUGAUGGCGGUCAGAAGAUGGGCGAGGGCGAUGGAGAGGAGAAGGGGGUCGUGUUCAAGGCGGUUCCCGGAAACGCCGUCUUUUGGGAAAACUUUCGCGCCGAUGGGAGCGGUGCUGGAUACGACGAAACGUGGCACGCUGGUUUACCCGUAAAGAAAGGCGUCAAGGUCGGGUUGAACAUUUGGAGUACGGGACGGAUAGGUUAG
This is a messenger RNA of Colletotrichum graminicola M1.001, 909 nucleotides long. RefSeq names its product 2OG-Fe(II) oxygenase family Oxidoreductase. Gene Ontology annotation, biological process: peptidyl-proline hydroxylation to 4-hydroxy-L-proline. Gene Ontology annotation, molecular function: L-ascorbic acid binding; procollagen-proline 4-dioxygenase activity; iron ion binding. The transcript is spliced from 2 exons. Gene Ontology annotation, cellular component: endoplasmic reticulum. Bases 1 to 909 code for a protein of 302 amino acids. NCBI's taxonomy places the organism in Eukaryota, Fungi, Ascomycota, Sordariomycetes, Glomerellales, Glomerellaceae. The record is from RefSeq and is a predicted model, not a curated record.